GUUUAUUAUUGUGGAUUAUGGAAGGGGUUAUGUAUCAUAUUUGGUUAUAAUUAAAAUUUUAAUUCAACAAAAAUUUAUUACAAUGUAUUAAAUGGUAAAAAUGUUUAAAGGAGAAAUAGAUUCGCCAGCUGAGCUGGAAUCUCAGUUCAUCUUGCGUUUGCCAGUGGAACCAGCUAAAGCUUUACGGGAAGCUGUUCGAAAUAAUCACUCCCUAAAAGACAGAGUAAGCAUAAAAAUCGAUAAUGAUAUGAUGAGACAUGGAGAAGUAAGAGUAGAUCAUUGGCUAAUGACUGCGAAAGUUGUUGAUUUACCUACAGUAGUAGAAUCUCUAAAAACUAUAGAUGGAAAGGGUUUUUAUAAGACUGCAGAUAUUUGCCAAAUGUUAGUGUGUAGGGAAGAAGAUGAUCAAACUACAACUGAUGAAGAUUCUCCUCAGAAAAAGAAAAAGGACCCUAAUAAGGUAGAUAAGAAAUAUUUGUGGCCCCAUGGUAUUACUCCACCUGUAAAAAAUGUCAGAAAACGGCGAUUUAGGAAAACAUUGAAAAAGAAAUAUGUAGAAGCUCCAGAAAUUGAAAAAGAAGUUAAGAGGCUCUUACGAGUUGACAAUGAUGCUGUUAGUGUAAAAUGGGAAGUUAUCAAUGAAGAAGAUGAAAAUAAAGUCAAUAAAGGAACAGUAGUUAAGAAAGAUCCUACAGAACCUGUUAAGAAUGUUGCUGAACAUGAUAUAUUUGGUGGUGCUGUUAGUGAUUCUGAAGAUGAAGAUGCACACCUCAAUGUUCUGGAUGUUUUGGAUGAAAAUAGUCAAAAUUCUGGUGAAGACAGCCAUCUUACAGAUUCCAAUUCUGUUUUGAAUAAUUCUGCAGAAUCAAAAUUACUCACAGAAUUCACAAGCGAAAUGUUUAGAGAUAUGCAACAUUCUCCAAAUCUAAUGCAGGAAAUAGAUUAUUAUCAGCAGUCAUCAUCAUCUAUGUCUUUUUCAGAUUUUAGAGCACCUGAACAAAAAGUGAGUAUACAAAACAGGGUAAAUGAAUUGGAUGCUGAAAUAGCAGAUUUGAAAGCUAAACGACAGCAACAAGAAAAUAAAAUAGAAAAUAUUGAAAAUUUGGCACUCAGGCAAAGAUUUCAAGAUAUACUGGAAAGCCUAUUGCAAGAACAGUUUGAGAAAGAACAGGAACGAUAUGGGCUUGUUGAAAUGUUAAAACAGGGAAUGGAAUGACAUCCAGCCUAUUAUUUUGUUCAGUUUGAGCCGGGAAAUCAAUUUGAAGCUGGCAUUAGCCAAUGACAAACACCUGACAUUUUUCCAGAUUUUUUAGAAGAAUUAUCUGUAAAUAAUCGAUCCAACCAAUAGCAGAAAUAUGUAUGCAUAAAAAUGAGAAAGAAAAUUAUCAUGUUUCCUAAAUUGUUAAUAGUCUUUAUACUUACUAUUUAACAUACUUUAUAUAUAAAUAUGUUAAUAUAAUUAAGAUUUAUAUAAAAUAUGAAAUUAAAAUGUAUUAUAUUUAAGUACAUACAUAUAUGAAAAUAUUACAGAAAAAUUACUACAUAUUAGUUUUAGUUGUCCAUUUUUUAAUAGAUAAUUUUAGUAACUUUUUUGAUGUAGUAAAUCUAGUCAAUAAUUCAUGAAAAAUUAUACAAAAUAACAUUAAUUGCGAUUAUCUCACCUAGACAGAUCAG
Molecule: messenger RNA, 1674 nt
Organism: Psylliodes chrysocephalus
Lineage: Eukaryota; Metazoa; Arthropoda; Insecta; Coleoptera; Chrysomelidae
Source: the annotation of a GenBank genome assembly